This is a messenger RNA of Zophobas morio, 703 nucleotides long. RefSeq lists its product as uncharacterized. The transcript is spliced from 5 exons. NCBI's taxonomy places the organism in Eukaryota, Metazoa, Arthropoda, Insecta, Coleoptera, Tenebrionidae. The record is from RefSeq and is a predicted model, not a curated record. The coding region runs from base 29 to 442 and encodes 137 amino acids.
UACUUACCUACUUGCAAACAUUCGUCAAAUGGCUGGGCAAUCCGAAACUGGUAAUUUGCCCGAGAAACAAUGGUCGGUUGUAGAUUUCCUUGCAACUAAUACAGUUGCGUCGGUCCCUAAUUACUGGAUUAAAAAAAUUGAAGAUCAGUUUUAUUGCUAUUGGCCAGAGGGAGAUAAAGACGUAUCAAAAAAGGUAAAAAAGUAUUAUUCGCCCGAUAGUACAUGGCACUUCCUUGAAGUAAGAGUGCUCAAACAGUGUGAUACGUACGACGAAACCAGGAGAUAUGAACGACGUGUGGAAAAUGAGUCUAAUACAGAUAUAGAAAAUGAGAGACCGUUGGGACGGGGCCGCAGAAAGUUAAAGGUAAAAAGAGAUUCCAAUUUUGUGGAGGACAUUCCACCACUUCCUAAAAUUCAAUAUGUAUUUAACAUCACAAAAUGAAGUUACUACUGCCUCUGAAGCCAACGACAACGAAAAUGAAAUAGAAGGCGAAUAUUUGGUUACACAACCCGUUGGGUUAUUGGUUCAAGCUAGUGCAACAGGGAAUGGUAAUUUUUUUUAUAAAAUUUGUGAUAUUUUGUUCAAAGUAUGUACAUUUCUUUCUGCCGAAGGUGAAGGUCAUUCAGUGGUUAGUGCAUCAACAAUAACCGCAAGUUCAACAUCAUCAUUAAAUUCCCGUAAUGCCCGUAUUGUUGGUACUUU